AUGGCACAAACACGCCAACAGGCCCGCCAAAAGGCAUCUUCUCGCAAUCAAAAAAAUGUCACACUCAAUUCUCACAUAAAGAAGCCGUCUCAAAGAUUCAAAGGCCCAAAAGGCACGAUUUCCAAGUCUACCGUUCCCGCGAAGCCAAAAAUCGAGUUUCUCCCAGCCUUGUUGUUGAGCUUGUGCUACCCAGAUGAAGAUACAACUCUUAUACGACUUGAAGACUACGUUCUUGAUGAAGAAGAAGCGGAAGAAAGCACUGAACAGAUUUAUAAUCUGAUCAAAUCGGUUCGCAAGCUCGAAGUGCCAGAUCAUACCACCCGCCAGAACGCUCUAGAGGAUGAGAUGGAUGCCGAACGCGCAAAGGAACCUACAGAGACAGAAGGGGAACAUGAAAAGCGGAUGGGUCGUGUGAGCCAUUGGGUUAGAUCCUUGCCUAUUCGUGAAGCAAAAUGGAUAUGGAGAGCUCGGGUGGUGAUUGAGGCAAUGGGUCUCUUUCUUGGAUUGUCUGAUACCCAAUAUUCUGAACUUAAAUCGGGAGCGCUACGUCGAUUCCACCCGAAGGCAUUCUACAUGUAUUCAUGGAUUUGUCUUACAGGGGGGAGAGGGGUUAGGACUUGGGGGGGACGUGGAGGUCCAAUACCUCCACCACCUUUAUUAUCAAAAGGUCUUUCUAUCCAGGAGCAAACAAAGUGGUUCUACACUGCGGCUCUUGCCCUUCAGGAAGUCGUUUUGAACAAAUGGAGCAAAGGACAAAAAUUGAGAGAGGUGCUUCUGAUCAAUGUUCCGAGAUAA
Penicillium samsonianum is the source of this 795-nucleotide messenger RNA. RefSeq lists its product as uncharacterized. The record is from RefSeq and is a predicted model, not a curated record. Lineage: Eukaryota; Fungi; Ascomycota; Eurotiomycetes; Eurotiales; Aspergillaceae. The coding region runs from base 1 to 795 and encodes 264 amino acids. The transcript has a single exon.